Molecule: messenger RNA, 1674 nt
Organism: Lithohypha guttulata
Lineage: Eukaryota; Fungi; Ascomycota; Eurotiomycetes; Chaetothyriales; Trichomeriaceae
Exons: 2
Coding region: 1-1674 (557 amino acids)
Source: RefSeq, a predicted model, not a curated record
AUGGCAGGCGCAGACUAUAGAGAGAUCUCAGCCAUUGCACACAAGAGACGAGCAGCUAACAUUAGUGCCUACUACCAAGUCCCAGACAUCGACCUAAAUACUUUGCCCAACAAUCUGACGGAAUAUGCUCUCAAGUCUGGCUACUACGACCCUCGUGAGCUAGAGAUACUCGAAUCCGAUGCAACAAAAAUCGUUCGGAACAUUGCAGAUCAACAAUGGACGUCCUUGGAAGUUGCAAAGGCAUUCUGCAAGGCCUCUGCAUAUGCCCAAGCAUUCACCAACUGCUUGACUGAGACGUUGUAUCAGGAGGCUCUGGAACGAGCCCAGUCUCUCGAUGAACACUUAGCACGAACAGGAAAGCCAGUCGGCCCGUUGCAUGGACUUCCUAUAAGUCUGAAGGACAACUUCAUUGUCGCUCCACAUCCGGCCUCGAUUGGCCUAGCAGCGUAUGCAAAUGAGCCAACAACGAAAGACACUGUCAUCGUCACUAUUCUGCGUGAUCUGGGUGCUGUAUUCUACACCAAAACGACAACGCCAACAGCUAUGAUGAUGGCUGAGACUGUCAAUAAUGUAUGGGGCGAGACCAUAAAUCCGUUGCACAAGGCGCUCACUCCUGGAGGCUCGAGCGGUGGUGAAGGUGCUUUACUAGCUUUUCACGCUUCUCCAAUAGGUAUUGGUACUGACAUUGGCGGAAGCGUUAGAAUACCGGCUGCAUGGUGCCACCUCUAUGGUCUAAAGCCAUCCUUCGGCCGCUUCCCCGUCGCAGGCAGCAAGCCAUCAAUCCCCGGCCAAGAAUUCAUCCUCGCCGUCAACGGCCCCAUGUCCCGCUCCCUCUCCUCUCUAAAACUCUACUGCUCCUCCAUCCUCUCCGACCAAGUAUCACCCUGGCUCCUCGAGCACAAAUCCCUCCCCAUCCCCUGGCGCCACAACAUCGUUCAACCCCCAAAUCGUCCCCUCCGAAUCGGCUUCAUAGGCCCCCACGACAAUCUCGUGCACGUCCAACCCCCCGUCCUCCGCGCCCUAACCCAAACACAAUCAGCCCUCUCCACCUCCGGCCACGAAAUCGUCCCCUUUGCCCCAACCCUCCACCCAAUCAUCAUCAAAAACCUCAUCGCGUCAUUCUACGACCUCGGCGGCACAGCCAUAACUUCCCUCCUUGAACCGCACAACGAACCCGUCUUCCCUUCAAUGCAGGGGUACACCAUGGCCGCCAAAGCCGAACUCACCGUAUCUCAGAUGCGCGCAAAAGUCAUCCAGCGCAAUGAACUCCAACAAGCGUAUCUCGACGCGUGGAACGCGACAGCAGACGGGAACAAACCGCCCAUGGACGCCAUCAUCAUGGCCGUAAGUCCCUGGGCCGCGCCUCGACUAGGUGGAUGGCAGGCGACGCCCUACGUCGGCUAUACAGGUGUAGCCAACUUCCUCGAUUUCUGCGCUUGUACGUUUCCUGUUACGUUUGUGGACAAGGAGGUGGAUAGGGCGGUUGAUAUGCGGGAAUUUGAGGGGAGGGCGUUGAGUGAGAUGGAUGGGAAGAUACAGGCGGACUAUGAUGCUGAGUUCUACCAUGGCGCGCCUGUGAGCUUGCAGGUGAUGGGGAAGCGACUUGAGGAGGAGAAGGUUUUGGAGAUUGUUGAGGUUGUUGUGAGCGUGUUGAAGGAGCAGGGUGUUAGGUAG